Molecule: messenger RNA, 1287 nt
Organism: Phalaenopsis equestris
Lineage: Eukaryota; Viridiplantae; Streptophyta; Magnoliopsida; Asparagales; Orchidaceae
Exons: 4
Coding region: 172-945 (257 amino acids)
Source: RefSeq, a predicted model, not a curated record
AAACCGAGAGAGGAUUCAGCGUAGCGGAAGCAAUUAUUUUCCUAUAUUUGUUUCGUUUUGCUCCGCAAAUCUCUACCUCCCCUCUUGCAUCUCCAUUUCCCUCUUCUUUCCGUUUCUCCUCUGCUGUCAACAAUCGGGGAGCCCUAGUUUGAGGAGAAAGGGGAAGGGGAAAUGGGGAAGGGAUCAUCGAAGUUCCCGCUAUCUGGAUGGGAGGUUGCGGCUGGGUUGGGUGUGGUGGUGAGCUUCGGGAUCGGGCUUCUUGCCGUCUAUUUCUCCAUGCCACCAUCGGAUUAUAGUUUCCUGAAGCUUCCGCGGACCCUCGAGGAGCUGCAAACGCUCAGGGACCAUCUGGAGAGCUACGCUAGUGACUACACUAUUCAAGUUUUGAUAGGUUAUUGUUCAGUUUACAUCUUCAUGCAAACAUUCAUGAUUCCAGGGACAAUUUUCAUGUCCCUGCUUGCUGGUGCCCUUUUUGGAGUGUUUCGAGGCGUGGCUUUGGUGGUUUUUGCUGCCACUGCUGGUGCAUCAUCAUGUUAUUUUCUAUCGAAGUUGAUAGGAAGGCCCCUUGCCUUCUCACUAUGGCCAGACAAACUUGGAUAUUUCCAAGCACAGGUCUCUAAAAGAAGGGAAAAAUUACUGAACUACAUGCUUUUCCUCAGAGUCACACCUACCUUGCCAAACACUUUCAUCAAUGUAGCUUCACCAAUAGUAGAUGUUCCCUAUCAUAUAUUCUUUUUAGCAACCUUUAUUGGCCUCAUACCUGCUGCUUAUGUCACAGUCAGGGCCGGAAUUGCCCUGGGAGAACUAAAAUCAAUUGGUGACCUCUAUGACUUCCAAUCCGUAGCAACUCUGUUCCUUAUCGGUAUCGUUUCGGUAACACCGACAUUAUUUAGCAAGAAUAAGAUGGCAGAAUGUGAAGCUAACUCCAAGCUCAUUUUUAACUGAUACCCCAACCACAUUCUGAUUUUCAUUUAUUUUUUUUUUUCUUCUUUCAAUUUCUGUAUAUAACUUCUAAGUUUCAUAACUGGCCAGCUUCUCUACUAUGUGGUGUCAGGUAUCAAGUGUUAAUAUUCCAAGCCGCUCAUUGUACAUGCCAUCCUGUCCUGCAAUCAACUCCUUGUUUAUUCAUCCUCAGGUACUGAGAUGAAAGUUUAAUUUAUUCGUUCAUUCUGCUUUAAACUAUAAAUAUGAGAAAUGUGGAUAGUUGAUUUACUGAUGAGAGAAAUGAAGCAGUUCUUAUAUACUAACAAGGAGGGGUAUUUGGAUUUUGGAUACAUACCACACAAU